AUGGCCUAUUCACUUCUUUCUGAUUUGGAGGCUACUCGCGAUGACUGGCUGAUUAGAGUCCGAGUCUGUCGGCAGUGGGAUUUUAUUAAUUUCAAGCGCAGCCCAGAAAUGAUAAGCCUUGACAUGAUACUAAUUGAUGAAAAGGGAACUUUGAUGCACGCAAUAAUAUGGAAGAACCAACUCAAUAAGUUUGGUGAUAAGUUGAGUGAAGGAUUUGCAGUCAUUAUUAGAAUCUUCAAAGUUUCAUCAUUAACCGGUGACUACAAACCAGUACAGUCGAACUUUAAAAUAACAUUUUUGCAGAAAACUGCCAUCCAAAAACUACAAGAUGAUAUUGUCUAUAUCCCUAAGAAUGGUUUUCAGUUUAUUCAACCAGAAGUUAUUCGCUCAAGGAUCAACAACAACAUUCUACUGUCAGAUGAUCUGACUAUCAAAGCAAGGAUAACUUUGUGGGAGGACCAUGGCGAAUCAUUUUACCCCUAUGUAUAUCCCAACGACUUUGGACCCUACAUUGUCAUUAUCACUGCUAGAACAGUCAAAGAAUUAAGAGGCGAACUAACUUUUGCCAUCACCGCUGCAAGUAAAAUUUAUGUCAAUCUUAAAAUGGACAACAUCACCGCCUUGCUUCAUAAAUUCUCAAAGAAAUCAGUUCAUAUUGUAACUAUUGCGAGUGGAAACUCAAGUAUAGUUCCCAAUGCACAAGAUAUGUUUGAAAACUGGAUGACUGUUGCAGAAUUAUUAGAUUCUGAAUAG
Messenger RNA from Solanum lycopersicum (tomato), 753 nucleotides. Its product is annotated as replication protein A 70 kDa DNA-binding subunit D-like. The record is from RefSeq and is a predicted model, not a curated record. Lineage: Eukaryota; Viridiplantae; Streptophyta; Magnoliopsida; Solanales; Solanaceae.